CUAAAACCCUCCUCCACUUCUGCAGUCCACAUCUUGCUGCUCCCAAUCCCGCCGUCGCCGCCAACCUUCCGCACCCACCCAGCGACCAUGGCGGCCGCCGCCACCCACGCCUCCUCCCUCUCCUUCCUCCUCUCCCGCCCUCACUCCUCCUCCCCCCACCAGCUCCGCCUCCGCAGGCCCGCCGACCACCGCGUGCGCUGCGCCACCGACGCCUCCGCCGCCGCGGCCGCCCCCGCCAAGCACCGGCGCGCGGCGGACGAGAACAUCCGCGAGGAGGCGGCGCGGCACCCGGCCCCGAACAACGACUUCUCCGCCUGGUACGAGCCGUUCCCGCCGGGGGCCCCCGGCGGCGACAACCCCGACGAGCGCUACUCCCUGGACGAGAUCGUCUACCGCUCCAGCUCGGGGGGCCUCCUCGACGUGCGCCACGACAUGGAAGCCCUGGCCCGCUUCCCGGGCUCCUACUGGCGUGACCUCUUCGACUCCCGCAUCGGCCGCACCACCUGGCCCUACGGCUCCGGCGUCUGGUCCAAGAAGGAGUUCGUGCUCCCGGAGAUCGACCCGGAGCACAUCGUCUCCCUCUUCGAGGGCAACUCCAACCUCUUCUGGGCCGAGCGGCUCGGCCGCGACCACCUCGGCGGGAUGAAGGACCUCUGGGUCAAGCACUGCGGCAUCUCCCACACGGGGUCCUUCAAGGACCUCGGCAUGACCGUGCUCGUCAGCCAGGUCAACCGCCUCCGCCGCGCGCCGCUCUCCCGCCCCAUCGCCGGCGUCGGCUGCGCCUCCACGGGGGACACCUCCGCCGCGCUCUCCGCCUACUGCGCCGCCGCCGGGAUCCCUGCUAUUGUGUUCUUACCCGCCAACCGCAUCUCGCUCGAGCAGCUCAUCCAGCCCAUUGCCAACGGCGCCACCGUGCUCUCCCUGGACACGGACUUUGAUGGCUGCAUGCGGCUCAUCAGGGAGGUCACUGCCGAGCUGCCGAUUUACCUUGCCAAUUCGCUCAAUUCGCUUCGGCUCGAGGGGCAGAAGACGGCGGCCAUUGAGAUACUGCAGCAGUUCGAUUGGGAGGUGCCAGAUUGGAUCAUUGUCCCCGGAGGCAAUCUCGGAAACAUAUAUGCGUUCUACAAGGGAUUCGAGAUGUGCCGUGUUCUGGGUCUUGUAGAUCGGCUGCCGCGGCUUGUCUGCGCACAGGCUGCCAAUGCCAACCCGUUGUACCGGUACUACAAGUCAGGGUGGACUGAGUUCCAGCCACAAGUGGCUGAGCCGACAUUUGCCUCUGCGAUUCAGAUUGGUGACCCUGUUUCUGUCGACCGAGCUGUCGUUGCACUGAAGGCGACGAAUGGCAUUGUUGCUGAGGCCACGGAGGAGGAGCUCAUGAAUGCUAUGUCUCUCGCUGACCGCACUGGCAUGUUUGCUUGCCCGCAUACUGGGGUUGCCCUUGCGGCGCUGUUCAAGCUCCGGGAGCAGCGUGUCAUUGGGCCAAACGACCGCACGGUGGUCGUCAGCACAGCACACGGUCUGAAGUUCUCCCAGUCCAAGAUUGACUACCAUGAUCGCAAGAUUGAAGACAUGGCUUGCAAGUAUGCUAACCCACCUGUCAGUGUGAAGGCCGACUUUGGUGCUGUCAUGGAUGUCUUGAAGACUAGGCUCAAGGGUAAGCUCUGAGCCUGUCCUCCUGCUAACCCCUCCAGUUGGCUACUUUAUUUCAAUCGAUUUGAAUAUGAUGGGUUUGCUGUGGAGCAGCAGUGGAACCCUUGAUUUGAAAUCUUUAGGUGAGAUUCUUGUAGGCUUCUGAGCAGAAUUGUUAGGGGGUGGGAUUAUCACUUGUACUUCGUUGUGUUGUAUGAAUAAUAAACGAUUGUCUUGAUCUUCAUUGAAUAAUCAUUCAGUCCAUCUUGCACCAU
Molecule: messenger RNA, 1904 nt
Organism: Brachypodium distachyon (stiff brome)
Lineage: Eukaryota; Viridiplantae; Streptophyta; Magnoliopsida; Poales; Poaceae
Product: threonine synthase, chloroplastic
Exons: 1
Coding region: 88-1665 (525 amino acids)
Biological process (GO): L-cysteine biosynthetic process
Cellular component (GO): cytoplasm
Molecular function (GO): pyridoxal phosphate binding; threonine synthase activity
Source: RefSeq, a predicted model, not a curated record